UACAAAGAUCUUCGAGGCAAGUACAAAGAUCCACCAGACAAGUACAACGAUCCACCAGGCAAGUACAAAGAUCCACCAGACAAGUACAAAGAUCCAUCAGACAAGUACAAAGAUCCACCAGACAAACAAGUACAAAGAUCUACUAGACUAGUACAAAGAUCCACAAAGUACAAAGAUCCACCAGACAAGUACAAAGAUCCAUCAGACAAGUACAAAGAUCCACCAGACAAGUACAAAGAUCCACCAGACAAGUACAAAGAUCCACCAGACAAGUACAAAGAUCCACCAGACAAGUACAAAGAUCCACCAGACAAGUACAAAGAUCCACCAAGUACAAAGAUCCACCAGACAAGUACAAAGAUUACAAGUACAAAGAUCCACUAG
This is a messenger RNA of Physella acuta, 384 nucleotides long. RefSeq lists its product as uncharacterized. Lineage: Eukaryota; Metazoa; Mollusca; Gastropoda; Physidae. The record is from RefSeq and is a predicted model, not a curated record.